Molecule: messenger RNA, 1749 nt
Organism: Miniopterus natalensis
Lineage: Eukaryota; Metazoa; Chordata; Mammalia; Chiroptera; Miniopteridae
Source: RefSeq, a predicted model, not a curated record
CCCAGGCCCAGAUCCUGGGUCUCAGAGGAGGUGAGAGCUGGGAAGUGGACACCUGGGGCUAGAAAGGAAUGCAUUUGUUCCAGAAGGGACCAGGGGUGUGUGUGGGGGGGUGGAUUUCUGGGUGCCCUGGGGAGGAAGGCUAGAGAGUCAUAGACUCUGACUUGUGAGUCCUGGGGAGGAUAAGGGCUGGGGGUUGGCAGGUUGAACCUAUAAAGUGAGAGGAAGGAAGUUGGGGGCCCCCUGAUGUUAAGGAGCUGCCCGGUUCUGAGCAGACUGGAAGUGGCACUUUGGGGGUGAGGUCCCUACAAAGUAGCAGCCAGACUCUUGUCCUGACAUUCAAGGUCCUGCUGGAGUUUCCAGCUGGACUUUGCACUACUGAAAGCCGCUGCCCCGCCGAGCCCCACCCCACACCCCAGCCCUUCUUCCUGGGAGCCAUUCACCAGCCCCAGUCGCCCCAGGUCCUGAAGAAGAGCCCGAGACCAGCGGGGCCGGGCAUGCGGGGCUUCCUGUGCCUGCUGCCUGCCUUCUUGGCCCUGUGGGCCACCUCGAGCAUCUGGACCGUUUUCGCGAUUGCGGUGGCCAACCAGACUGUGAACCUCACGGAAGGCAUCCCCUACAUCAGUCUCUGCGGGUCGUACCCUCCUCAGAGCUGCAUCUUCAGCCAGCUGCUGAACAUGGGAGCUGCGAUGGGUAACUGCCCCAGGCCCCCCUCCAGGGCGGGCCCCCCCUCGGACCAGGAGCCCGGCCACACUGGCCUGGCAGGGACAAGAGAUUUCCAUGCCCACUCUCACAGAGCUGACAAUAGCCAAUGCACGGUAAUCAACGUAAUCAACAAACCGGUCACUGGGCAUGGCAGUUGUCAGUCUCUGUCCAUGGGGUUGGUCAGGGCCCUGUCCCCGCCUGGUGGCCCUGGCCUCUCCACAGGUCUUCCCCUCAACUCUCCCUGCUCCUCCUUGCAGCAGAAGAACCAGCAGGCCACGCACCUGACCGGGGCUUUCUUCGCCCUCUUCGUGGGCCACAUCUACUUCUGGCUGCAGCUCCUUCUCUCCUGGAGAAUGAAGAGCCUGCCUCAGCCGGGGGCCCCUUGGAUCGGGCCACUGCGCCUGGCCCUCUGCAGCAUCUGCUCCGUCCUCAUGGUGGCCAUGGUCGUCCUCCACACCAGCCUGCUGCGCUCCCACUCUGCUGUCUGCGAGUGGGCAGUGGCCAUGCUGCUCUUCAUGCUCUUUGGCCUCUUGACCGUGGACUUCUCCAGCCUGGAGGGCUGCACCCUGUGUCUCCGGCCUGGCCCCAGCCUCAACCUGCAGCCUGCCUCCCCCAUCUCCCUGCAGGUCCCGCCGUCCCAGGCGCUCUGACCCAGGCCUUGCCCUCGCUGGCAGAGGAAAGAGAGGCCGAUCCCGGACACCACUGUGCCCCCACUGGGGAUGAACCUUCAGGGAUGAACCAUUGGGGAUGAACUUUAAGGGAUGUGCCAUCGCUGCCUCGCCCGGAACCUCGUGGUGCACAUGUAUGGCGGGGCGUAGGUCGGCUGGCAUCUUUGUACCCUUCUGUCCCUGACAUCUGGCCCCACCUCUGCAGUCGGGGCCACCCAGGAAGCGAGAGGCCAAGGCCAACGAGCUGUCCCUGAUCAAGGCUAUUUAUUGUUAUUAAUUUUUUUUUUUUUGUCACCGGCGGAAUCAGAGACACGGACGCAGGCAGGAUCACGCGAAACCAGAAUUCCUUCCGGAGAGCAAAUCCGUACAGAAGGUCAUG